AUGGGAGUAGGUGUCAGGUUGAAUUGUUUUUCAAUCUUACCGAAAUUUGUAUUAGCCAAAUCUUCCAUUUACAAAUAUGCGACAGCAGUCCCUCAUGGAACUAGAUUUUAUAGUGUCAGUCGACCAUGUUUUUCAGAAUCGUCAGCUGUACGAAACAUAGGCAUUAUUGCCCAUAUCGAUGCUGGUAAAACGACUACAACUGAGCGGAUGCUCUAUUAUUCGGGAUUGACGUCCCACAUUGGAGACGUGGACCAGGGAGAUACGGUAACUGAUUAUCUUCAAGCCGAACGUGAACGGGGUAUUACAAUUACAUCUGCAGCUGUGACUCUGGACUGGUCCGGCCACAAAAUAAAUCUCAUCGAUACACCAGGACAUGCUGACUUCACCUUUGAAGUUAUUAGAUCAAUUCGGGUUUUAGAUGGAGCUGUCACUGUAUUAGAUGGUGUUGCCGGUGUUGAAGCUCAAACCGAAAAAGUUUGGCGUCAGGCGAGCGACAGAGGAAUUCCAAAGAUCGUAUUUAUAAACAAAAUGGACCGUCCUGGUGCUGGAUUUGGCAGAACGGUCCGUGAGGUGGUUGCCAAGCUGAAUACAAGAGUUGGUAUUACCAACUUCCCUUACUUUGGUCAAAUGGAUGCUGGUCAUGAGGGUCGAUUUCAAGGAGUAGUUGAUGUUGUUGAUAAAAGACUUAUUCUAUGGGAUGAAGGAUCGGAUGGAAAGUCUGUAAAAGUGUCAGAAUUAGAAGAUGGUUCUGAACUCAGCCAAGAAUGCGAACGGAUUAGAACAAGUCUUAUAGAGACACUCUGUGAGUGUGAAGGUAAUGACGACCUUGUCGAGGAAGUUUUGGAGAUAUCUGACUAUAUGGCAGUUCCACCUUCUUCUAUUAGAAAGGCUCUACGAAACAGUACUCUCAGAGAAGAUAUAAGUCCGGUUCUAUGUGGUGCUAGUUUCCGAAACAUUGGUGUUCAACCGCUAAUGGAGGCAGUCGUGAAUUAUUUGCCUUCUCCCGAAGAGAGAAAAGCUCCGGAUGCCAUUAGUAAGGUUCCUGUGAGUAAGGGAAAACAUGCAGCACAAUCAAUAAAAUCGGAAAAUGUUACCUUGAAUGUGAAUGAUCCUAAGCUUACAUGUGCGCUAGCAUUCAAAGUCGUCAAUGACCCAAUCAGAGGUAUUUUGGUUUAUGUCAGAGUAUAUUCUGGAACAUUGCAGACUGGAAGCGUGAUUUUAAAUACCACAAAUGGCAAGAAAGAACGGGUCUCGAAAUUGUUGCAGAUGCAAGCGGACAUGCCACUAGAUAUAUCUAAAAUUGAAAAGGGAAAUAUUGGUGUUAUUGUUGGCUCGAAAGAAAUACGUACUGGAGACACCUUAGUAGCUCAUGGACUAAAAAAGGAUGGUAUAACCACAUUAUUGAAACGGGACCUUGGUUUGCAUCUCCAUCCUAUUGAUGUGCCGCCACCAGUUUUUUUUGCAUCGAUUACACCCAAAAGCAUUUCUGAUACCAGGAAUAUGGAAGAGGCGCUGGACAUUUUGCUUCGUGAAGAUCCUAGCCUGCGAUUGAGCUAUGAUGAUGAUUCUGGUCAGACCCUGUUGUCGGGUAUGGGUGAGCUUCAUUUAGAGAUUGCCAGGGAUAGGUUGAUCAAUGACUUGAAGGCAAAAGUCAAAAUAGGACCCAUUAUGAUUUCUUAUAAAGAAUCGAUUCAGGCAAGUUCGAAAAUUAUCGAGAAGAGCUACUCGGAAGGAGGCAACGAAGAUAUGUCUGUCAAAGUGGGUUUAAUGGUAGAACCUGUUUACGAAGAUAUUGAACUAGGUGAUCUCGCCGAGAAAAUCGAUCCACAUGACAAUCACUACGUUAUCUUCCCUUCUUAUACCAAUCAUCCACAUUUAUCGCAAGAAGAGAUCUACGAGGCUAUUAAGAUUGGAAUUAUUCCUGCUUUAGCGACUGGAGGUAAGUUGGCUAGGCUGCCCUUACAUUCCAUAAGCGUCAAGAUUACAAAUCUUGAAAUACCUGAAGAUUGUACCAGUACAGCCAGUAUUUCAUCUGCUGUUCGCUUGGCUUCUCAGGAAGCUUUACGUGGGUUUAUUAAAUCCGAUUAUGUUAUUAUGGAACCAAAAAUGGAUGUUCGAGUGGUGGUUAACGAAGAGGAUAUUGGUAACGUUGUCAAUGAUAUUUCAAGUACUCGACGUGGACAUGUAAUUUCUCUUAACGAAGACGAUGCCGAGAACUCAUCUGAUCAGACCAGCAUAUCUAAUCACUUCAAAGAGCUGGCAGCCUCUGUUUAUGUUCCACCCGAUUAUACGAUGUACAUGUCCAAGCAUGGUGAUCGAGCAACCUCGCAACAAAGUCUAAUCAAGGCAAAAAUCCCUUUGAGGAAAAUGGUUGGAUAUCUCACUUCUUUAAGGAGUAUGACUCAGGGCCGAGCCACUUUUUUGAUGAGCUUCGACAAAUAUGAGAUCGCUCCACCAGACGCUAUUGACGAAAUUGUUGACAGUCUAUAG
This is a messenger RNA of Sugiyamaella lignohabitans, 2490 nucleotides long. It is a transcript of the gene MEF2, whose product is annotated as Mef2p. Lineage: Eukaryota; Fungi; Ascomycota; Dipodascomycetes; Dipodascales; Trichomonascaceae. The record is from RefSeq and is a predicted model, not a curated record. Gene Ontology annotation, molecular function: GTP binding; GTPase activity. The transcript has a single exon. The coding region runs from base 1 to 2490 and encodes 829 amino acids. Gene Ontology annotation, biological process: ribosome disassembly; mitochondrial translation. Gene Ontology annotation, cellular component: mitochondrion.